This is a messenger RNA of Westerdykella ornata, 1810 nucleotides long. RefSeq lists its product as uncharacterized. Bases 100 to 1623 code for a protein of 507 amino acids. Gene Ontology annotation, molecular function: heat shock protein binding; protein kinase binding; protein-folding chaperone binding. Gene Ontology annotation, biological process: protein folding; protein stabilization. The transcript is spliced from 2 exons. Gene Ontology annotation, cellular component: cytoplasm. The record is from RefSeq and is a predicted model, not a curated record. NCBI's taxonomy places the organism in Eukaryota, Fungi, Ascomycota, Dothideomycetes, Pleosporales, Sporormiaceae.
UCCCACUUCACUCCCCCGCAACAAUCUCCGAAUGUUAGUGAUUCUCUUCAAGACCACUCAAAUAACUCUCUAAGCGUUCAAGGACGGGGUAUUAGCAAGAUGGUCAUCAAUUACAGCAAGUGGGACGCCCUCGAGCUCUCCGACGACAGCGACAUCGAGGUGCACCCCAACGUGGACAAGAAAUCCUUCAUCCGCGCCAAACAGGCCCAAAUCCACCAACAGCGCGAACAGCGGCGGCACCAGAUCAAAACCCUCAAAUACGAGCGCAUCAUCAACGAUGGCCUGACGCUACGGCUAGACCGGCUCAUCACGGCGCUGAAAUCGCACAAGGCGGACGAGGGCGCGAAUCCCGAUGCCGUCGUUUUCCAGUCGAUGAUGGAGAGUGCGGUGGGGGACGGAGGCGAGGAUAGGCCGCCGACGCCGCCGGAGGGCGUACAUACGCAGGUCAAGGAGAAGCCGAGUUAUCCGCAGAUGCUGGCGAGCUUGAUCGACGAGGUGAAGAAGGACGUGGAUGCGAAGCCGGAUGCGUCGGAGAAUAGGCUGGAGAAGUUCAUCUCGGGGCUGGAAGGGCAUAAAGCGAGAGUGGAAGACCUGCAGCGGCAAUUGCUGGAAAAGCUGGCGGAACUGGAGAAGGAGGAGAAGAGGCAUAUCACGAGUGAUGAUAUACACGAGGGCUUCAAUUACUCGAGCGUCAGAAAGGACCCCACGCCCUCAUCAUCCAAACCCGCAACAUCCGCCAAAGGCAAAGAAACCACCGUCGAGCUCCUCAAUCCCUCUCGCCCCGACGCUUCCGCAUCCGGCGCAGAGGCCGACGUCGACGAAGCAGGUUCCACGCUCAAAUCCGGCGAAGUCGACGACGACAGCGUCGAAGCCUCUCCCCUAGCCAAACAAUUCGCCCGCAUAAAAUCAACAGACUACCACAGCCUGCUCGAAUUCAUCAUCCAGUACCCGUCCAUCCUGGCCGAGAAAGAGACCGACGGCCUCCUCGUCGAAGCCUUCAACAGCGAACUCGACGGCAGGCAGAAACACGCAAAGGCGUGCGUGCACGCCGCGCUGCUGAUCCAGUAUUGUCGGCAGUUGGCCGGCGCGCAGGGCGCAGGGCCGCAGGGCGUGCAGCUCUUCUUCAAGCGCAUCACGACAAAGGACCAUCAGGCGAACAAGUUGUUCCACGAUGAUGUCGAGUCGACGUAUCGGCGUAUUCACACGCGCGCGGCCGAGAUCGCGAAGGAGCGCGCCGAACGGCCCGAGGCGGCCGAAGGCGUCGAGCAGAUACAAUUACAUGCCGUGGAUCCCAAUACCACAAUCAACAUUGUCGUUCCGCCCAAAGUGUCGCAGGCAGAGAACCCCGAGGAGAAGGCCGCCGAGGAGGCGGCGCGCGCCAUCUUCGAUUCCUUCCCGCCGGGUCUACAACGAGCGCUGGAGAGCGGGAAGUUGGACGAGGUGAAUAAGGUGCUUGCGAAGAUGAGCGUUGAGGAGGCAGAGGACAUUGUGGAGAAGUUGGGGAGUGGGGGCAUGUUGAGUCUGGAGCAAGGGGUGAUUGAUGCGACGACCGAGGAGGGGAAGAAGGCGGUCGAGGAGAUUGAGAAGACGCAUCGGAUGCCUGGGGCGGGGCCUUCCGAGUAGGGGAUUGCAUUUCUGUGAGCGUGUGUCAGCGAAACUGCAUUAGGGUCCGCGGUGGAGUUAAGGUGUUGGGCGUACAGCGGUGGAGGGUAACUCAUGUGUACUUAUCAUUAGGAAUCAGAGGCAUGCAGUAUAGUAUGGAUCACCGUUGAUAUAAUACAGAUAGUCGGAUUUUCGGAGCACCAUCCUG